UCUCUGGCGGUUUGCCGCAUGGAAGUCGCCCAGGCAAGGCAGAAUAUCAUCUGUCUGAUCCGGACUCCUACUCUCCACUUGCCGACCACUAGACGAGCAGACACAACACCACAGUCACAUGUACUGGGAACCAACUGGAAUAACGGCAUUUAUCCGCAGAUAUACUGUCAGGAGAGUCUAAAUCCCGGCGUCGUUCCUGCAUUGGGGGGAAUAUUUCUUACUUAGAUGUAACAACAAACAAAACGUACAGGAUUGUCAAGUGCACAAAAGCCGCGGCUGAAACAUUACGGACAGCUAAUUGUUUCUAUUUGCAUAUUGUUUUCAAUUCAUCCCAUGCACGGACAAACCGGGGAGCGGAGGUAAGAGGGACUUCCACGGUAUGGAGUCCUGAUUAUACCAAGCGACCCACCGGGAGGAAUGAAACUGAGAAAAUCGGAGUAUUAAUAACCUAAACCUGACAAUAACCCGGGGGAUGUUGCAGCAGAGUUUUGGACUCUAGAGAGCACACCAACUUUUUUGGUCUCCGCUAUUAAUCUCUUUCCCUCUCAUUUUCUUCGUCAGUGGGACUUCUAUUUUCGUGACUGAUUUGCAGCACUUCACAUCUCUAUCAUGGACCGGUCGACGUCUUUGGAUAUAGAGGCGCUCAAGAUGACCCAGGAGCAGUAUAUCCUCGCGGCGCAGCCCAACCCGCUCCACCAGCGUGGGGCGUCGGUGUGCGGCACCCAGGUUUACCCAGCCGUGGGAAUCUAUGGCUGGAGGAAGAGAUGCUUGUACUUCUUCAUCCUCCUGCUCCUCGUCACCAUGAUCGUCAACCUUGCACUGACCAUCUGGAUCCUCAAAGUGAUGAACUUCACUCCGGAAGGAAUGGGGAAUCUGCAGGUGACCAAGGAAGGUGUCAGACUGGAGGGAGUGUCCGAAUUCUUAUUGCCUCUAUACGUCAAAGAGAUCCAGUCUCGCAGGGACAGUCCAUUGAUCCUACAGUCGGACAGAAAUGUGACUGUCAAUGCUAGGAACGAUCAGGGACAACUGACCGGUCAGCUAACCGUGGGUUCAGAAAUGGUGGAGGCUCAGUGUCAGAGGUUUGAGGUGAGGAGCACCGAUGGACAGACGGUUCUGUUCUCCGCAGAUGAAGAGGAGAUCACCAUCGGCACGGAGAAACUUAGGGUCACAGGGAAUGAAGGCGUGGUGUUCAGCCAUUCUGUCGAGACAUCACAUGUAAGAGCAGAACCCUUCCAGGAUCUAAAGCUGGAGUCGCCAACUCGCACCCUGACCCUGGAAGCCCCCAGAGGGGUAGAGGUCAACGCUGGAGUGGGAGACUUCACGGCAUCUUGUAGGAAAGACCUCCUCCUGCAGUCCUCAGAAGGAGAGAUCUUUCUAGACGCCAACACCAUCAAACUGGGCAACAUCCCCUUCGGCAGUGCUGUUGACCCGCUGGAGGGAGCGCCAGCAGGUACCACCUACACCAAACAGACUGUGUACGAGCUGUGUGCCUGCGCUAACGGCAAGCUCUAUCUGUCUCCGGCUGAGAAAGGCUCUACCUGCCAAACAACCAGUAACUUUUGUCUCUGGAGCUGAAAGUGGGGCGUCGACAGACACCUCGGACACAUGGACUAUUAGAGUUUGAAGCUAAUGCUAGCCAACUGAAUGAAUCGACAUGGAUUAUGCCGCAGUGGGAAUCCAAUGCCAGCUAACAGACCGAAUCAAAAUGGAUUGUGGCAUGGAGAGAAGUUCAUGUCUGUUAACCAGUUGAAUUAUAUGGAUUACCACUUGGCAGGAAGCUAAUGCUUGCUAACAGACCAAAAGAACAUGGAUUUGGGCUUAGUGUGAAGCUAAUGCCAGCUAAAGGACUGAAUCAACAUGGACUAAAUCUUGGUGAGAAGUUGCCAGCCCACCAACCUAAUUAUUAUGGAUUGGUCAGUUGCAAAUGCUAGUCAAUAGGAGGAAUGAUUUGGCGGGAAGCAAAAUCCAAGGUUGGCCGGUGGGUAUGAUGUUACUCAUGGACAUGGAUGGACAUUAACACCCUGGGGCUCCGUUUGGCUGUGUCUGCCAUUGUUGAAAUGCUGCCAUGACGGUUUCUGAAAGUCACAAGGAUUACAUUGUGGGGCUUUUUGAGAACAGGUAACUCUCUCACAAGAAAAGUGAGUUGUGUGUUCACCGGUAAAAACAAACCUCCUGGAAGACAGGCUCCUGCUUUUGUUAAGAUAAACAGAUAUGGUGAUGGACUGCAAACUUGCCAGCAAGGAUUGGACAUGGACUCAGUUGGUUAUCAGACAUUUGGUGUGGACCUUGUUUUAGCACUGCGGGUAGCUAACAAAUAUUUCAGAAAACGGUUUAGUCUAGUGGGAAGCUAAGGCUAGCUAACGGACCAAUCUAUACCAGAAAGGCCUUCCCCCUUCUCCCCCUCUAGUCUCUCAACCCAAACGUUGAUGUGUGACCCUUCUGCAUUAAUCUACACCUAAUUGGAAUAUGCUCUCCAACCCCACUUUUUAUAGGUUUACUAAUGCAAAUAAUUGUGCUUCAACUUUGCAUUCAUCAGGCUUGUCCCCCCAUGUAUUUUCAUCUGCUUUUAUUCUAUUUUAGUUCUGUUUUCUUCUAUCAAAUAUUUUACUCUCCUUUAUUCCUCCUCCAUGCUGUAGUUGUUUUUUUUUUUUUUUUUCUCGAUGCACCUACAUAUACUGGACUGGCUAAAUAAAAGUGUAUUUUGCCUUUCCACUCUCUCCGUCUGGUUGAAAAGAAAAAUGUAUUUCUGCUCUCACAAGACUGCUUAAAAAAGUUUAAACAUUUUUAUUAACUAUCAGUACCAGAUUCGGGGUUUCUCUGGAUGAAUUUGACCUUGGCAUACAAUGCUGUCUGAGACAGAAACCAAAUGGAAUAAAAUAAAUGUACUAAAACUGAGGUAUUGGUUAGGUGUUAUAGCAGAAUAACCGCUGUAUGGUACGGGCCAAACCUCCAGUGAGGCAGAGGCAGAUGUAGGAUGACAGCCAGUCCAAUUCUGAUAGAGUUACGGAGCAUAAUUCAUAUCUUCGGCCUAUUUUCCUUGGUCCUCAGACUUUUCACUCAUUCCUCUCUCUCCUGACAUUUGGGCUUUCUUGCCAAUCCCUCUUCCCUCUCAGUCUUGUUGGUGUUCUGUAUCAUUGAGAAACCUUUUUUCUUUAUUUUAUUACGCUCCUUUUUGUUCCCUUCUUUGGUAGUACAGUAUUCUUCAUUAACACUCCCUAUCUUCUAACCUUGUAUUUCAUCUCUCACCGAAGAACAUGUUUUGAUGUUGUCAUCUCAUUGGUUCUUUAUUGAGUCUUUGAUCUCUUUUUGCCAAACCAAACUUCAGGAAAAAUGUCCCUACACAGUUUAGUUCAGCAACCUAAGCAAGAAAAGUCACGAAGGUCCAAAAUAUUAUUUUGUGGGGUUAUUUUUUGAUAAGUCAAUUACUCUCAGAUAGGCGGAUCAGUGUGAAUAGCCUCGAGCUGGCUAACCCAGAGUCCAACAUCUGUGAUGACUGGAAAUCAUCAGAUUUAUGUGACAUAAAUCCCCCUGGAAGAAAUUGUGGAUGAGAUGGGUUGUGUGUGUAUGAACUCAACUGGAAAAGGCCCUGAGGCAUACUUUCUUUUUUUUAAACAAGUGAUACACAGGUGCCUUUGCUGCUGUUGGUAAAAGCACAUCACAGUCUGAACGUUCACACUACCCUCAGUGGACCAUCUGCAAGUGUCUCUGGAAAAUCUAUAUAUUUAUCAAUCUACUUAUGUAUCUAUUUAGUUUUCUGUCAUUUCCUUCCCUUUUCUUCUGUUUUUGUAGAACUCUCGGUAUAUCCUGCUGAAAAAAGAACAAUUCAAUCCUGGUUCAAAGUUUUAAUUUCUGAUGUGUUCCCUUAUGGUUUUAUUCUUGAUAAUAAAAAAGCACAAAUUAUGCCAUGUAUAUAACAAUA
Molecule: messenger RNA, 3919 nt
Organism: Eleginops maclovinus (Patagonian blennie)
Lineage: Eukaryota; Metazoa; Chordata; Actinopteri; Perciformes; Eleginopidae
Product: zeta-sarcoglycan
Exons: 8
Coding region: 610-1575 (321 amino acids)
Biological process (GO): cardiac muscle tissue development; heart contraction
Cellular component (GO): sarcolemma; sarcoglycan complex
Source: RefSeq, a predicted model, not a curated record